Messenger RNA from Eptesicus fuscus (big brown bat), 1576 nucleotides. It is a transcript of the gene TRH, whose product is annotated as thyrotropin releasing hormone. The transcript has 3 exons. The record is from RefSeq and is a predicted model, not a curated record. Lineage: Eukaryota; Metazoa; Chordata; Mammalia; Chiroptera; Vespertilionidae. Gene Ontology annotation, molecular function: thyrotropin-releasing hormone activity. Bases 99 to 800 code for a protein of 233 amino acids. Gene Ontology annotation, biological process: hormone-mediated signaling pathway. Gene Ontology annotation, cellular component: extracellular region.
ACUCCUGACUCACCGCCUCUAGACCCCAAAAACUCCGGACUCGAAGCCCCAGGAUCCCGGACCGGUCCCGCGGAGCUCGCGCCCGGACAGCCGCCACGAUGCCUGGCCCUUGGUUGCUGCUCGCCACGGCUUUGACCCUGACCCUGACCGGUGUCCCCGGAGGCCGCGCACAGCCCGAGGAGGAUCCGCAGGAUGCUGGGUUCGCUGCACAGUACCCGGCCCUCAUGGACCCCCUGCGCCUUCUCCAGCAGCUGCGAGUAGAGCGGGGAAAUCGCGAAUCAGAGUCCCAGAACUUUCAGUACGAUGGGCUCUCUAAGCGUCAGCAUCCAGGCAGAAGGGAGGAGGAGGCAGAAGAGGGAGUUGAAGAGGAGGAAGAAGAAGGAGGGGCUGUGGGCCCCCACAAAAGGCAGCAUCCAGGCCUGUGGGAGAAUGCAGCUACUCGGCCGGUGGAUGUGGCCCCCCAGAAGCGGCAGCACCCUGGCCGGCGCUCCUUCUGGCUGGGGCAUACUUUCACCAAGAGGCAGCACCCUGGCAGACGGCUGGUGGACCCCAAGGCCAAAAGGAGCUGGGGAGAGGAGGAGGAGGAAGGGGAGGAAGGGGAGAGAGAGCUGAUGCUUGAGAAACGCCAGCAUCCGGGCAAGAGAUUCUUGGGAGGCCGGUGUGGGCCCCAGGGAGACUGUGGUCAAGCCAGCCUCCUGCUGGGGCUCCUGGAUGACCUGAGCAGGGGCCAGAAGUCUGAGGAGAAGCGGCAGCACCCUGGACGGCGGGCGACCUGGGCCAGGAAGCCCCUGGAGGAGUGAGCCCAUUUUCCUGUGACGUCGAGUUUGGGGUCUAAGAAUAUCUUCAGUCCUAUCCUUCUGUGACCCCUCUUUCCCUUACCCUUAGAUCCCUAAUCAUAAACCUGAGCCCCCCUUAUGCACAUAUCCAAACCCCUGGCCUUGCUUGACCCCCCUCCUUCAGGGACAUGAAAAGGCCAUCCCAUAAGCUAAAACCCCAUAUUACUUCAUUUCGUAUCGCAGGCAAGGGGGCAGAUCCCAGAGAUCCUCGCCUACCCUGCAGGCCACCUCCCCUGCCUUAGUCCUGGCUAAGAUGACCCUUCUGUGUCUUCUAAGGUAUUCCCAGAGAGGGGCAGAGUGCCUCUGGGGCAAACAGCCAGUGAGGGUGGGGUGCAAUUGAAGUGGUGAUGUCCAAACCUAGCUUCCAUCCCCCACCCUGUGUGUCAGGAGUCACCACAUGUAAACGUUGCCCCCAGAAUCCAGGGUCUCCUUCCCUUCUUGGUUUUCUUGGAUGGUUUUUUUGUUUGUUUGUUUGUAAGGGGGGGGGGGUGGUAGCACCUGACCCACAGCUGUGUUCUGCUUGGGGGAAGCAUUUUAGGUGGAGAUCCCUGUGGUGCUGUGUUGUGUGGUAGCUGCAGAGUGAAUGUGUGUGGGAAUAUGUAAACAUUGCCCUGGAAGUUGUGGGAUAAACAUGUAUGUGGGAAUAUGUAAAUAUCAUCCUGGAUGUUACGGCUUGUAUAUAACCUGCUGGAUACCUUCUUCUUGUCAAUGAUAAUCCUCCUAAUGAUAAUUAAACACAU